AUGCUGCAAAGCAGAAGCUUCGUUAAGAAAACCAAACAAGGAGGAGUUCGCAAGAUAGUUAGGGAACACUAUCUCAGGGAUGAUAUAUAUUGCGGGGCUCCAUUUUGUAAAGUAUGCGAUGUUUCCGGAGCUAAAUUGAGUGAUGCUCCUUCACCGCUUCUCGUUGUUGACACCAAUGUCGUCCUCAAUCAGAUUGAUUUGUUGGAGAAUCCAGCCAUUGAUGAUGUGGUUGUGCUUUCGGUUGUGUUGCAAGAGGUUAAUAAUAAGAACAUUUCGAUUUACAAUCGGCUCAGGUCGCUUUGCAGUAAUGCUUCUAGAAAGUUCUUUGUUUUCUCAAAUGAACACCACAGGGAUACAUAUGUGAAAGAUAUGGCUGGCGAAACUCCAAAUGAUAGGAAUGACAGAGCUAUCAGGGUUGCAACACGAUGGUAUCAGGACCAUCUUGGGGGUGCUGUUCAUGUCUUACUGCUCACAAAUGACCGGGAGAAUAAGAGGAAAGCCAUAGAGGAGGGGAUUUCUGCUGAAACAGUUGAAUCAUAUGUGAAGUCGCUUGGUCAGCCAGAGUUGCUAGACCUUAUUGUUCAGCCUCCUUCCGAGGAUGUUAAAAUGGAGGAUGUUGAAGAUCUUAGACCUUCAAAGAGAAAAGUCAUCUACACAGAGCAUAAACCCAUGUCAGAGAUAACAUCUGGCUUGCUUCGGGGAAUUUUUCAUCAAGGGAAACUUCGUGUCAACCGUUACAAUCCAUUUGAAGCAUAUGUUGGUAGUGAAAGUAUUGGUGAUGAAAUUAUUAUUUAUGGGCGUACAAAUAUGAAUCGAGCUUUCGAUGGUGAUGUUGUGGCUGUAGAACUGCUGCCUCAAGAUCAAUGGCAGGGAGAGACAUCGAUAGCAAUUACCAAUGAAGAGGAUGAGGAGGAAGAUGUCCAUCUUCCCCCAAGUAGUGCUGAUGAUGCUCCCAGAGCCACAAAUCUUGUGCAAGGAUCUACUGGGGCUGCAAAUUCACCGCCUUCCCGUCCUUCAGGCCGUGUAGUUGGCAUUAUAAAACGGAACUGGCACUCAUAUUGUGGAUCUGUGGAGCCAAUGCCGAUGCCAGCAGGCAGUGGUGGUGUUGUACAUGCCUUAUUUGUUUCCAAGGACCGUAGAAUUCCUAAAAUCCGUAUACAGACCAGGCAGCUUGACAACCUUUUGGACAAAAGAAUUGUUGUGGCAGUGGAUAAAUGGGAUGUUCUGUCUCGAUAUCCUUCUGGUCAUUACGUGAGGACAAUCGGAGUGAUAGGUGAUAGGGACACUGAAACCGAGGUUGUGCUUUUGGAGAAUGAUGUAGAAUUCAAACCAUUCUCGUCUCAAGUUUUAGCUUGUUUGCCGCCACUACCCUGGUCUGUGUCUUCUGAAGAUCUAGCAAAUCCUAUUAGGCAGGACUUACGACACCUUCAAGUCUUUAGUGUGGACCCUCCAGGAUGCAAGGAUAUUGAUGAUGCAUUGCACUGCACAGCUCUCCCGAGUGGAAAUUUUGAAGUGGGAGUCCAUAUUGCUGAUGUCACAAAUUUUGUACAUCCUGGAACACCACUUGAUGAUGAGGCUUCAAAAAGGGGUACCUCUGUCUACCUUGUUGAACGCCGUAUCGACAUGCUACCCAAACCUCUUACAGAAGAUAUCUGUUCCCUACGUGCUGAUGUGGAGAGAUUAGCUUUCUCUGUGAUUUGGGAAAUGACUUCUGAAGCAGAUAUUAUUUCUACAAGAUUUACAAAGAGUGUGAUAAAGUCAUCUGCAGCUUUGUCAUAUGUUGAAGCUCAAGCAAGGAUGGAUGACAGUCGCCUUGUGGAUCCUGUUACUACUGAUUUAAGAAAUAUGAAUGCUUUAGCGAAGAUUAUGAGGCAAAAACGGAUUGAUAGAGGGGCUUUGACACUUGCAUCUGCUGAAGUAAAAUUCCAAAUUGACACUGAAACUCAUGACCCACUUGAUAUUGGAAUGUACCAGAUAAGGGAAGCGAAUCAAAUGGUUGAGGAGUUUAUGCUUGCAGCUAACAUUUCAGUUGCUCAAAAAAUUUUAGAUCAUUUUCCCCAGUGUGCGCUUCUAAGACGACAUCCUACGCCAACUAAGGAGAUGCUUGAGCCUUUAAUAAGAACAGCUUCUGCUGUUGGUCUCCAACUAGAUGUGUCAUCCUCAAAAGCACUUGCUGAUUCACUUGAUCGUGCUGUGGGCAGCGAUCCCUACUUCAACAAACUGAUCCGUAUUCUAGCUACCAGAUGCAUGUCCCAGGCAGUCUACUUCUGUAGUGGUGAGCUCAGUGCUCCAGAAUAUUACCAUUAUGGUCUAGCAGCUCCACUGUACACUCACUUCACAUCCCCCAUUAGAAGAUAUGCAGACGUGUUUGUACACAGGUUACUUGCUGCAUCAUUGGGAAUAAACAGGCUACCUGAUGUCUUCCAGGACAAGGCGCAGCUUACAAAUAUUUCUGACAAUCUGAAUUAUCGGCAUAGGAAUGCGCAAAUGGCCAGCCGUGCUUCUGUAGAGCUUCAUACGCUCAUAUAUUUCCGGAACAGGCCUACUGAUACAGAAGCCAGAAUAGUGAAAAUACGAUCAAAUGGCUUCAUCGUCUUUGUACCGAAGUACGGCAUUGAAGGGCCAGUAUGUUUGAGCAAGGAAGGAGGCUGGCUGGUUGAUGAGCAACAACAGAGAAUAAAAAAAAGCGAUAAUAGUAUCUACUAUGGAGUUUUGCAGACCGUGCAGAUUCAUAUGGAGGUUGUGGAGCCCCAACCUAAUCGACCAAAACUCCAACUCACCUUAAUUGAAGAUACAUACAUGACAAAGAAAUAG
Molecule: messenger RNA, 2814 nt
Organism: Oldenlandia corymbosa var. corymbosa
Lineage: Eukaryota; Viridiplantae; Streptophyta; Magnoliopsida; Gentianales; Rubiaceae
Source: the annotation of a GenBank genome assembly